Hemicordylus capensis (graceful crag lizard) is the source of this 3445-nucleotide messenger RNA. RefSeq names its product zinc finger protein 436-like. Gene Ontology annotation, biological process: negative regulation of transcription by RNA polymerase II. NCBI's taxonomy places the organism in Eukaryota, Metazoa, Chordata, Lepidosauria, Squamata, Cordylidae. The coding region runs from base 412 to 2025 and encodes 537 amino acids. Gene Ontology annotation, molecular function: DNA-binding transcription repressor activity, RNA polymerase II-specific; RNA polymerase II cis-regulatory region sequence-specific DNA binding. The transcript has 5 exons. The record is from RefSeq and is a predicted model, not a curated record.
GGCCGGGCAGCGUCUCUGCGGAGCGCUGGCUGAGCCUUCACCGGUUUGCAGAGGCUGCGGCAUCUUUUAAGUGCUUCGCAGUCCGCUCCCGCCCGGCUGCUGGUUGGUUGCGGGAGAGAGAUCGGGGGGGGGGGCCUUGGCGACUGCUGGGGCGAUCAGCCGACCCCGGGAAAUCCGCCGCCACCCUGCAGGGGCCUCCUCUCUUCCCCGCGCUCCCCCCACCCCCUGCCUUUGUCUUCCUGGGCCCCGCAGCCGGCUAGGGAAGAAGCCGUGGGUCAGAGAGGUGUGCGCAUUUGGGAAUGGCUUCCCACGCAGUCUUGCUCCCUUGGAGAGCAGAGCGGGACUUGUGGGAGAGAAAGCAUGCAUAGUCAGAGUCUGAGCUAAACCGAGGCUGCCUUGCUUUGCGCUUGGAUGGGAGACUACAUCCGCAGAAUGGCCUUCGUACCUGAUUCUAAAUGGAGUCCCUUUCAUAUCUGUCCUGGAGAAGCUACUGUGUGUCAUCGUCAGGGUCCAGUGUCCUUUGCGGAUGUGGCUGUGUACUUCGCAGAGGAGGAGUGGGCUCUGCUGGAUCCUGGCCAAAGAGCGCUGUACAGUGAAGUCAUGCUGGAGAAUUAUGGGAUGGUGGCCUCUCUGGCAGGUGGCGAUAACAUUGUGGAAGAUCCUGUGAGGAUACGAGGGGUGUUGUCCAAAAAAACCAGCCAUGAAAUGGAACUACAGACCUUUGGAGAUCAAGAGGGACAAAGGAGGCAGGAAAGAAUCGAAGCAGAUUUCCUAGACAUUCCAGCCCAACAAGAAUAUUGCAAUGGAAAUGGAGCGAAAAGAAAUCCUCUGUGUGUGAAACCUCUCAGUUGUAAAUCAAAACUCGAUACAUACUGUAGAACCCGAUUGGAGGAGAAGCCAAAUAUGUUCUCAGAGCAUGGGAAGAGCUUCAAUCAGAACUCACAGCUUAUCUCUACUCAGAUAGAGGAGAAUGCUGGGAUUCAAAACGGAUCAAAUAUGCAGGACAGAAACCAAAUGGAGACUUCAAGGGGUGAAUUGGAUGCUUGUCAGAGUGGGGAUUUCCACCUCAUCCCAAGUAUACAAGAACAAAAGAAUGGAAAGAAAGGGGGAAAUUGCUAUGUACAGGCAAAGAACUUCAGCAGUCGUUUAAGCCUUAAGGCACAUCAGAGAAACCAAAUAUUGUACAAAUGCUUGGAGUGUGGAAAGAGCUUUAGUCGGAGCUCAAACCUUACAACUCAUCAAAGAAUCCACACAGGGGAGAAACCAUUUAAAUGCCUGGAAUGUGGGAAAAGCUUCAGUCACAGCUCAGCCCUUUCGAGGCAUCACAAAAUCCACACAGGGGAAAAACCUUUUAAAUGCCAGGAGUGUGGAAAGAGCUUUAGUCGGAGCUCAGUCCUUAUAACUCAUCAGAGAAUCCACACAGGAGAGCAACCAUUUAAGUGCUUGGAGUGUGGAAAGAGCUUCAACCAGAACAUCCAACUUACGUCCCAUCAGAGAAUCCACACAGGUGAGAAACCUUUUAAAUGCCUGGAGUGUGGAAAGAGCUUUGGUCAUAGUCAACUCCUUAGUAGCCAUCAAAGAAUCCACACAGGGGAGAAACCAUUUAAAUGCCUGGAAUGUGGGAAAAGCUUCAGUCACAGCUCAGCCUUUUCUAGGCAUCACAAAAUCCACACAGGUGAAAAACCUUUUAAAUGCCAGGAGUGUGGAAAGAGCUUUAGUCGGAGCUCAGCCCUUAUAACUCACCUCAUAUUCCACACAGGGGAGAAACCAUUUAAAUGCCUGCAGUGUGGAAAGAGCUUUGUGAGCAGCUCAGACCUUACUAAGCAUCAAAGAAUCCACACAGGGAAUAAACCAUAUACGUGCCUGGAAUGUGGGAAAAGCUUCAGUCAUAGCUCAGCUCUUGGUAGGCAUCACAAAAUCCACACAAAUGAGAAACAUUUUAAAUGCCUUGUGUGUGGAAAGAGUUUUGGUCAGAACUCAGCCCUUACAACCCAUCAAAGAAUCCACACUGGAGAAACUAUAUAAAUGCCUGGAUUGUGAAAAGAGCCUUGGUUGAAGUGAACACCUUGGUACCCAUCACAGAUUUCACACGGGAGAAUGCCUGGAGUGUGGAAAGAACUUCAUGAGGAGCUCAGGCCUUACAAGCAUCAAAGGAUACACACAAAUGGGAAACUUUUUAAAUGCUUGAAGUGUGGAAAGAGCUGUAUUCAGAAGACCAACCUCAGUAACCAUCAGAGUUCAAACAGGACACACCCCUUUAGGUGAAACACUUUAGGCAGAGCAAGGACCUUGCAUUCUAUCUCGGAGGGCAUGCCAUGGAGUUACCUCUUGUGAUUUCCCCCUCACUAUAUUCUUUCUUGAUAUUCUUUAUAAAGCUGCCUUGAAUGAAUAAGUUCCACAACAAUAUUAAUAUAGCACAGGAUUCCCUCAUAUGGUGUCUGAUGGCAAUCCAGGAGAUAGAAACUGCAACUAUUGGUCCACAUAUUCCAAAUUUAUUUUAUUUCUCAGAAGAAUCCCCUAACUGACUUUGGAAUGUAACAUAUAGAAAUUAACUUCAAAAGGGCUUCUGGGUUUAGUUUCAGGAAAAAAAUGUGCAUUUUUUCCAAACAUUCUUAUCAUUUGUUCAUAUCUAAUCUUGUGUGGUUGCAUUUAGGGGAAACUCACCUUAGCCACAUCCUGUACUCCUAAGUGAAACAGAUCAGAUUAACUUAUGAUUAUUUUUAUGAAAAAGAUGGAAAGACAUUUAAUGAAAGACAGGUGGGUGGGGGGCGGAUCACCAGAGAGACUUCUUAAUAUUCUCAGAUGAAGUAAUAAGGCUGUAAUCACCUCAAAAUCACACUUGAUUGCAUUUUCCAGACCAUACAUAAACAUUUUUUUAAAAUGGACAGACCAGCUUGCUUUAGAGUGGAUCUUAAAUAAGUGAAAUGCUGAGGUGGCCCUGGAAAUUUCAAGUGAACAUUCCACAGAUGUGUGGAAGAUACAAUAUCAUUGCAGGGUGUUAAACUAGUAAAACCAAUCAACAGUUAAAUAGAAUACAUCGUUUCUGAUAUUCACCUAGUAUUACUUAUAAAAGUGUCAAUGUUCUAAAAUCAAGUAUUUGAAGAACUGCCUUCUUGAAUCAAUCUCAAUUGCUCAUUUAGCAGGGGGAGAGCAACUGGCCCAAUCCAGCCCCAGCACAGCAUCCCUCCAGUGGCUGUUGCUGGUAUCUUCCUUAUGUUUCUUUUUAGACUGUGAGCCCUUUGGGGACAGGGGACCAUCUUAUUUAUGUAUUAUUUAUUUUUCUAUGUAAACUGCUUUGAGAACUUUGGCUGAAGUGCGGCAUAUAAAUAAUAGUCGCCGUCGUAGUUUCUGUGUUUUAAGUAUUGUGUCCUUUCUGUUUGAAUUGUGAUUCUGCAUCAUGUUUAAAGUGAAGAUUUAUAAAAUAAAACAUUCUCAUGCGUUGGUA